UAUCAAUUCCAAGGCGGCAGCGGCGGCGGUCGUCGUGCGUGCAUUCGCUGUUGUGAACCCUAGCGUAUACGACUGCUAUUGGUGACUGUGCGACUUCGACGAUUGGUAUUUCGCACCAGUCGGAUAAUAUUAGUAAUAAUAUUUCUUAGUAUUAUUAUUACUCUUAUUAUUAUCCUUAUCAUCCGUCGUUAUCGUCCUCACGAUGGUUUUGUGAUCUUGCUUGCUGCUGCUGCUGUUGCCGAAUCUGCUUGAAUCCUAGACUCACAACAGACACCUGGACCAUCGAAGAACUGUUGGCGAACAAUUAUUAUGAUAAACAACUAUAUGGCAUCGGUUUUUGAAAAAUUAUAUCAAUGAGCAACGUGGAGAAAAAACUAGAAUCCGACAACGGUGCAGGUCGACUAACAACAGCUACAAUGGAACAACUGUUUACGGGUACAAUACGCAUCAAAUUAUGCAAAGCAUCCGGAUUACGGCCUACCGACUUACAGACUCGCCUUAAGAACAUGUCAUUCCUGAAACCCGAAGACCCGUUGCUCGACGCCUAUGUCAGCAUCGAUGUGGACGACAAUAUACUGUUGAGGUCACAGACUGUACCCAAGACAUAUGAUCCUGUAUGGAACGAAUAUUUUACUCAAGACGUACAUGAAGCCAACAAGCUGGGUCUAACCGUAUUCCACGACGCUGUCAUUGAAGAUCUAUUUGUGGCUAACUGCAAAUUAUCAUUUAGCGAGCUUAUUCAACGCGAGAAAUCUGAAGACCAAGAGUUCUGGGUGGAUUUAGAACCUCAAGGCAAAUUACAUCUUCGCAUCGAUUUAAAAUGGAAUUCAAAAGAUAUUCCUACUCGGCCAUCAGAAUUCAAGGAGCGUCAGGGAUUGCUAAAUCGAAGGCGUGGAGCUAUGAGGCGAAGAGUUCAUCAAGUAAACGGACACAAAUUUAUGGCUACAUUCCUGAGGCAACCCACAUUUUGUUCACAUUGUCGGAAUUUCAUAUGGGGAUUUGGAAAGCAAGGCUAUCAAUGUCAAGUUUGCACUUGUGUUGUUCACAAGCGCUGUCAUAUGGAAGUAGUGACAAUAUGUCCAGGGUUUGGCAAAAAAGAGCUAAGUCAAGGAAAUCAAUCUCAACGAUUCAGCGUUAAUGUUCCUCAUAGAUUCAAACCGCACACUUAUAAAAUAUUUACAUUUUGUGAUCAUUGUGGUUCUCUGCUUUAUGGUAUAUAUAGGCAAGGUUUACAGUGUGAAGUAUGUACAUUGAAUGUGCAUAGACGGUGUGUCAAAAAUGUAGCAAACAACUGCGGUAUUAAUCCUCGAGAAAUGGCCGAUACUUUGCGGAGCUGUGGGUUGAAUCUUAGCAAGAAUGUGGACUGGCCUGCCGGAAAUGGUAGCUUUAGCGUAAGCAGUGGAAGUGGUUCCAGCUUACACCGUGAUCUCACUCAACAAACCUCAAAUAUUUUAAACACCAUGUCGGACAAGCAUUCCUUGCAAGAUUCUCACAAACGAAGUGGAGAAAAACCACAGAAAAUGAACCAAAGUUUGAGCUGUUACAAUUUGAACAGCAGGAAAAUGAGUGUGACAGAUUUCACAUUCUUAAAAGUAUUAGGUAAAGGAAGUUUCGGUAAGGUUAUGUUGGCAGAAAAACGAGGCACCGAAGAAGUCUACGCAGUUAAAGUUUUAAAGAAAGAUGUAAUAGUACAAGACGAUGAUGUCGAUUGCACGAUGACUGAGAAACGAAUUUUGGCACUUGCUGCAAAACAUCCAUUUUUGACAGCAUUACAUUCUUGUUUUCAGACUAAAGACAGACUGUUUUUCGUAAUGGAGUAUGUGAAUGGCGGUGAUCUUAUGUUUCAAAUACAAAGAGCAAGAAAGUUUGAUGAGCCUCGUGCUCGCUUUUAUGCCGCAGAAGUGACGCUUGCUUUGCAGUUUCUUCACAAACAUGGCGUUGUUUAUAGGGACUUGAAAUUGGACAAUAUAUUAUUGGACAAUGAAGGCCAUUGCAAACUUGCUGAUUUUGGUAUGUGCAAAGAAGGAAUUGUCGAUGGAGUUACUACCACUACAUUUUGUGGAACACCUGACUAUAUUGCCCCUGAGAUUCUUCAAGAACUAAACUAUGGUGCAAGUGUUGACUGGUGGGCAUUAGGUGUGCUUAUGUAUGAAAUGAUGGCCGGACAGCCGCCAUUUGAGGCUGACAACGAAGAUGAUCUCUUUGAAUCUAUUUUGCAUGACGAUGUGCUAUAUCCAGUUUGGCUGAGCAAAGAAGCAGUGUCUAUUCUCAAAGGAUUUAUGACAAAAAAUCGCAACAAACGUCUCGGUUGCGUAUUGGCUGAUGGUUUAGAAGCUGCAAUAAGAACCCAUCCAUUUUUCCGAGAAUUGGAUUGGGAUGCUUUAGAAACACGGCGUGUUAAACCACCUUUUAAACCAAAAAUAAAAAACAAGAAAGAUGCCAUGAACUUUGACGCAGAAUUUACCAAAGAAGAACCUGUUUUGACACCUGUACCUGUUGAUGUAACAUUAUCAAUUAACCAAGAAGAAUUUCAAGGAUUCUCAUUUGUGAAUUUUGAUUUCAACCCCAGUAAAUUUAUUUCUUCUUCGACAGAUACUUCCUCUAAGUAAUAACAAACUAUUUUAAAGCUUACAAUCAACAAAAUUAUCAUGUCUGAUAUGAACUAUCUGAAAUGAAUGGAAGAUCGAUCAUAAUAAUAUAUGUGAUACAUAUAGUCACCACAUAUAUUCCUUCAAAAGUUGCCUAUUGAUGUAUAUGAUUGUGUGUGUGUAUAAGAUCUUACUUCUAAUUUUGCGCUUCACUAUUAUGUAAAAAAAAGUAUAUUCUAGUCUAGGAUCAAUAUUAUUCACGAUUGAUCCUAUAAUAUUGUGAAUUAUUAGUUUAACUUAUUACUAUACAUUUAAAAUUGUUUAGAAUUUUAUCAAAAUUCAGAAUAACAGUAUUAUUUUGCAUUUUAUUAAAACUAGUCACUUUUUUCCAUGUUAUCGUACAACACAUUUAAAUGUAAUUUAUUAUUUUGUUAGUGUCUUUUUUGUUUUAAUACCGUUUUAUAUGUUAUUUAGUUUUUUUUCACCUUGAACCAAUUAUUCUAACGUGCAUUUAUUUUAUUGGAUUUAAUUUAUGCAGCAAUAGUGAAUUAUAAUU
Messenger RNA from Adelges cooleyi (spruce gall adelgid), 3144 nucleotides. It is a transcript of the gene Pkc98E, whose product is annotated as protein kinase C. Gene Ontology annotation, biological process: protein phosphorylation. The record is from RefSeq and is a predicted model, not a curated record. The transcript has 16 exons. The coding region runs from base 354 to 2609 and encodes 751 amino acids. Lineage: Eukaryota; Metazoa; Arthropoda; Insecta; Hemiptera; Adelgidae. Gene Ontology annotation, molecular function: diacylglycerol-dependent serine/threonine kinase activity; ATP binding.